This is a messenger RNA of Ambispora gerdemannii, 414 nucleotides long. NCBI's taxonomy places the organism in Eukaryota, Fungi, Glomeromycota, Glomeromycetes, Archaeosporales, Ambisporaceae. The record is from the annotation of a GenBank genome assembly.
AGUUUGCCGGAAACUCAAGUAAGGGUAUCAAACAAAAUCAGUAACUCACCAAUUCAUCCAAACAAAACCCACCUUUAUCAGCCAGAGGCUGGCUUAUGCCAAUAUGCCAUCGAACAUAAAAUGGAUCCUGAGAAAUUUUCGAUCAUUACUGAAGCUGAGAAAAAUAGGUGGGCCGUGGGAUGUUUUCCUGCUGACUUGGAAAGAGAUAUACGUCUUUAUCGUGGAGGAAUAAAAAGGAACGAAGAUACAAGAAAAUAUCAUAAAUUUUUAACAAAUCGGAAUAGGAUGGUCGGUGAAGAGUUAUUACGUUGUGGUUUACUAAAAAGCGGUUUAAGUACUGCAUGGCUAGACAAUCUGAUGAAAGAAUGGGAAGAAAUCCAUAUUCAAUUCAUACAAAUUUUUAGCCAGACAUAG